AUGAGGACAACAGAAGCGAAAAUGACUGAUCGCGCGAGGCGUGGUCAGGCACACCAAAGAGAAACGGCUCCAAACGACAUUCGCAGCUCGAUCGACGUCGCGAUGGCUCAUCCUGGAGAUGCACCAGUUCCUGUGCCCUACCUAAAGAAGCUUGGACAACCGCUAAAAGCUGGACAGACGCUAGAUAUCCAUGGAAGGAUAAAUAGAGAUGCCUAUGAAGUUGAAAUCAAUCUUCUCCAUGAUGCACCCACCAUUGAUCCUGGACAGUGCGUACUCAACAUAAACCUUCGCUUUGACGAAAUGAAGAUCGUCAUGAACAGCUACCUGAAUGGAGAGUGGGGAAAAGAAGAAGGCAAAUCAAUGCCAUAUAAGCAAGGCGAGGCAUACGACCUUAAGAUUAGGGUGCAAGAAGUUGGUUUCGAAAUCUGGUGUGAUGAGAAAAAACUUCACACCUACAAACAUCGCAUAGGUUACGAUGCCAUUGACUAUAUUCAAAUUGAGGGUGACUGUACUCUGUCUGGAGUUCACUGGGGUGGAAGGUACUACAAUAUCCCGUGGGAAACAGCCUUCCCGGACGGAAAUUUGCGAGCGGGUCAAAGCAUUCUGAUACAUGCUAUUUCAAAAGGUGAAAGUUGGAGUCUGAACCUUCUAGGCGAAGGUGAAGAUGGUGAAGAUAUUUUGUUCCAUUUCAAUCCCAGAUUCGGGGAGAAACAGAUUGUUCGAAACAGCCAGAUAGAUGGUUAUUGGGGCGAGGAAGAGCGUGAAGGACCAUUCCCAUUUGAGAAAAAACACGGUUUUGAUCUCAGAAUCGAAAAUGAACCCUAUGCCAUACAUAUCUUCGUAAACAACGAGCGCAUUGGCACAUUCAAGCAUCGCACUCCCCAGCCAACCGAAGACUACACUGGAAUAAGAAUUGAUGGUGAUAUCGAAGUGACUAACGUUGAGUUUGUCUAAUCGACAUCGAUACAUUAUUGCUGCUUAAAACGAUACAUAUACGCCGUAUUUAUGUGUUGACUAUAUUAAUCGUUAUGUUUCACUUUCUCGCAAUUUGCUAUUCAUCAUCUGUUUUUCGCCCUGUUUUUGAUGUGCGAAGUUUGUGUUUUAGAAUUACCGCAGUAAAAGCAUUGAAAGA
Cylicocyclus nassatus is the source of this 1132-nucleotide messenger RNA. Lineage: Eukaryota; Metazoa; Nematoda; Chromadorea; Rhabditida; Strongylidae. The record is from the annotation of a GenBank genome assembly.